Molecule: messenger RNA, 465 nt
Organism: Lates calcarifer (barramundi perch)
Lineage: Eukaryota; Metazoa; Chordata; Actinopteri; Centropomidae
Product: histone H4-like
Exons: 1
Coding region: 16-414 (132 amino acids)
Biological process (GO): nucleosome assembly
Cellular component (GO): nucleosome
Molecular function (GO): DNA binding; protein heterodimerization activity; structural constituent of chromatin
Source: RefSeq, a predicted model, not a curated record
UGCGCGUAGAGGCGCAUGUACGUCCUCAACUACGUCCGCAAAAGAGAUUCAAAUAUCGGCGCGAGCUUCUCCUGCGAUAUCAGCUUUUCUGAUCCGAACAAAAUGAGUGGUCGCGGAAAAGGAGGUAAAGGACUCGGGAAAGGAGGCGCCAAGCGUCACCGUAAAGUUCUUCGUGAUAAUAUCCAGGGAAUCACCAAACCCGCCAUCCGCCGUCUGGCUCGUCGUGGUGGUGUCAAGCGUAUCUCUGGUCUUAUCUACGAGGAGACUCGCGGUGUGCUCAAAGUGUUCCUGGAGAACGUGAUCCGUGACGCCGUCACCUACACCGAGCACGCUAAGAGGAAGACCGUGACCGCCAUGGAUGUGGUGUACGCUCUGAAGAGACAGGGCCGCACUCUGUACGGCUUCGGAGGUUAAACCUGUUAAUUCAUCUCACAACAACACAACGGCUCUUUUAAGAGCCACCCA